AGCGAACUACCAUGUGACGCACUUUUUAGCGCUCAGCGUGUAAUCCAUGAAUCAGCAUCUGUUGACUUCGUGGCACAGUUCAAUGCCCACUAGUCAGGUGGACGAAACCGACACAGUGCCCUCAAUUCCCACCGCAGAUCUUCUUCUGUCGUUAGACGAAUAUGAGGAUGAUAUCGAAGGAUGGCUAAACCAUGUUCUCGACGAGAGGCUUUCCAACUCAGGGGGGGAAGAGGCUGAGGCCAAUCUUGCCACUCUUGAACAACGCAUCUCGCACCUCGCGACACGGUUGCAAGUUGUCACACAGGAUACUGCUGCGCAGCUUGAGCAGACGAUAGAGGACGUCUCAAGAACCGUCCCUCGCAUCACGUACGAUCUCCAGUUUAUGCGAGAGUCCGGCCUUACCCUUCAAGUGAAUCUGAAAUCCGUUGAAAGCAAGACAAAACGGGCCGAAAAUGAUCCCACUAACGCUGCUCUCGAACGUCUUCAUUACUUUUCUACUGUUAAGUCGAGAAUGGAGGGAGCGAGAGAAGUCCUACGAGAAGCAGAGAGCUGGAGUGUUCUCGAGCCUGAGGUUACGAAUCUCAUUGCCACCGCGUCAUUUGCGAAGGCCAGCGAACGUUUAGCCGAAGCAAGCCGGAGCAUGGUUGUGUUCCAGAAUACUCCCGAGUUUGAAAGUCGGAGAGCUCUCAUGAUCAGUUUGCAAAAUCAAUUGGAGGCUGCCGUCAGUUCCCCUUUGGUGGCUGCUAUCAAUGCGAAGGACGUGUCUGCUUGUCGAUCCUAUUUCUCUAUCUUUUCUAAUAUUCAGCGCGAGACUGAAUUUAGGAACUAUUAUAAUGGUUCCAGGCGUGCAGACCUUGUUUCAUUCUGGCAAUCUGUUUUGUUGGUGGAUUGUGAUAAUGCUCCGUCCGCACCAUCUGCUUCGACUCCCAUUCCUUUCGCCGAAUUCUUCCGGAAAUUUCUGGCCGAUCUCCUUGCGCGUGUAAAUGAAGAGCAAACCAGUAUCACCGCAAUCUUUUCGGAUCCCCAAACCAGCCUUUCCCUCUUUAUUCAGUCCACCUUGGAUUCUCUCUCGCCUUCCCUUAGCCAGCGUCUGACCGACGUAUCGGAGUCCCAUGGGGAUGCCGCUCUUCCGGAGCUGAUCAAGUCCUUCAGAGUUGCGGAAGAGUUCGCAAGCUCUGUUGAACAGAUCAUGAGCCGAAUGGGAUACUCCUCUUUCUUCUCCCAAGCGAGUGAUGAUUCUGUGACAAGACGGUCUGGGAGGCGGAGUUCGAUAUCGUCGCGGCGUAUGGGUUCAAAAUCGACAUCAAUGUCUCCCAAUGUCAACGUGCUGGCCAGUGGACCGGGAGUGACGUGGGAGCUCGCUUUGUUCGAAUCCUUUAUUGAUCUUCAGACGGAGUAUCAGCCCCUGGAAACUCGAUUUAUGAACAAAGAGCUUUCCCGAAUUGUCGGCCCAUCUGUCUUGCAGUCUUCUGAUGUCGCGCGGGUUUUGCAAGAGCGUUCGGCUGCGAUCUUCGGUGCGGUGGAGGAAUGUCUAAGCCGUUGCAUCGUUUUUACCCACGGGUAUGGUGCGAUCGGUAUGGUGGGGGCCAUUAAUCAGGCAUUCAAAACGUUUCUAGAGACUUCGCAACGUAGUCUCAUUCCCCAAACUAAUGGAGACAAUCCGAGCCCAAUAAAGUCUGGUUUACAUCAUACCUCACGCGUAGAUUCGGAGACCCUCGAGGAGCUUGAUUAUACUCCUGAUGACUGGAGUAACUUCCAACUCGCUCUGCAUCUCCUUGAGACGUGUCGAGUCGUCAAGGAUAGGUUAUUAGUAUUCGAGGCGAAAGUAAAAGCUAGCCUCGUUCAGGUUUCCACUACUUUCCGCCUUGCGCGAAACGACCCCCACGGUGUUCACUUGGGAGGCAUAGGCGCCACGAAGGGAGAAGCCGAACUUUUGCUUCAAUCCUCUCUCAAUUCGGCAGAGCUCCACGCCUUGUUAGAUGCACUCGACCCAGCAAGUGCGUCUGCGCCUUCGCCUUCAUUUUCUGUCGCAGCCUCGCCGGCUGCAAGGUUAGAUGCGAGCAUACUCGCAGCGUCCCUUGAUGGUCUCUCUUCAUUCACGAAAUCGUGUCAGCUCUACCUUCAGCACGUCAUCUUAAAGCCACUGCACGCUCAUCUAAGCACAUAUGCAAGUGCUCCGGCGUGGUCCUCCACAGAAUCUAAGACGGAACGAGGGGCCUUCGAUCUUCAAAUACCAUCAUUUUCACUAUCCCCAACUCAGACCGUCCAGCACGUAGCAGAAGGAUUGCUGAAUUUACCGCGACUAUUUGAAGUAUAUGGGGAUGACGAUGCAUUGGCAUUUUCAAUCGAGACUCUCCCUUUCGUGAACGAGGAAUCUCUCAAAUAUAUGAUGCAUGCAGAAAAUUCACAAACAGGGGUACCUCCAUCUCCGACUGACGACCGUCCCGCAUCGCACUCACGGCGAGCUUCCAUGACACUCUCCGUACCGGCACGGCGACUUUCUUCCACCUCCUUAUCUCUCGCUUCUAAUGCCUCUGCAGCCGAGCUACACCAGCCGCCACCCGCGUCUCUCUCACCCGAGAUGGUCACCUCAACCUGGCUACAUUCCCUCACUUUGUCUCUAUUGACCCACCUAACGAGCACUAUCCUCCCUUCUAUCCCUCAAUUAUCUUCGCAGGGGGCAGCACAACUUUCUUCAGACUUAGCGUACCUUUCCAAUAUUAUCCGUGCACUGAACGUGGAGUUCGAAGAGCUGGACCAAUGGAGAGACAUCCUGGAUAUGAAGGAAGGCGAUGCAAGAAAUAGAUAUGACGCCAUACUGACAGAGACGAGGCUCGGCGGAGGCGGUGAUAUAGCUGGGCGUGAGAUUUGGGAGAUGUUCGCAAAGAUGCGUGGCUGGAUGCCUAGUACGGUACAGUAGAAAGAUAUUUUCUUGGGUAAUGAUGUGGCUACAAUACUUCCAUAUUGCAGUGUGGGACCACCGCAGGUGCCAAUGAGCCCCUGGCUAUUCUGAACUGAAGUAAGAGAGCUCCAAGCCAAUGGCUCGGAUAGGUUUCGAUCGAUUUGAGAAAUCGGAGACUACACCGAGGCUGACUAGAGUCUUCCCGAGCCGACCUUCCCACAUGAGUGAGACAUC
Messenger RNA from Cantharellus anzutake, 3136 nucleotides. Its product is annotated as Golgi complex component 7-domain-containing protein. The transcript is spliced from 2 exons. Gene Ontology annotation, cellular component: COG complex. The record is from RefSeq and is a predicted model, not a curated record. Gene Ontology annotation, biological process: Golgi organization; intracellular protein transport; retrograde vesicle-mediated transport, Golgi to endoplasmic reticulum. NCBI's taxonomy places the organism in Eukaryota, Fungi, Basidiomycota, Agaricomycetes, Cantharellales, Hydnaceae. Bases 47 to 2920 code for a protein of 957 amino acids.